Molecule: messenger RNA, 1887 nt
Organism: Cavenderia fasciculata
Lineage: Eukaryota; Evosea; Eumycetozoa; Acytosteliales; Cavenderiaceae
Exons: 1
Coding region: 1-1887 (628 amino acids)
Source: RefSeq, a predicted model, not a curated record
AUGUCUAUUUUAAAGUUAUCUAAUUUAUUACUAUUAAAUAUCAUAAAAGAGACUGACAGUAAUAUAGAUAUAAUAUGUUUAUUGUUAACUUGUAAACAGUUUUAUCAUAGUAGUAGUUUAAAAAGAUUGAUCAGAUUUAAAGGAAUAAGAGUUAUCGAUGAUAAAGGAAAGAUAUCAAAAAAGUUUUUAGCAACAGUUUUUAGAUUCAACAUCAACUCUUUUAAAGAUAUAUUAAAGAAUAGUAUACCAGAUCAACAAGUUUUAUUACUUGUCGAUCAUGAAAACUAUCCAUAUUGGAUACACCCUUACAUCUUUGCACCAGUAGAAGAAGAAGAGAAUAGAGUAGAUAAAAGAAACAUUACAACUGCCUUGUUGGGGGAUUAUGAACCUACAUUGAUCAAUUCAAUCUACAAGAUACCAUCAAUCGAGACAUUAUACAUCGACCCACACGACCACGAUGGUACAUUGGAUCUAGGAUCAAUCUCACUGCUACCGAAUCUAGAACGUCUUUCAAUUUGUUCAAACUCUUUUAAACUUGGUCAACACUCGUCACUCAAAUCACUUACUCUUGACGUCUAUAAUAUAUACUCUCAAAGACCCUAUCUAUCCUCUUUGGGACUAAAAUUCAUAUCAUUGACAGAGCUUACAAUCAAGAGUGCUUUUGUACUUGGGUUUGAAUCAAGUCUAUUACCACGUAACCUUACAUCUCUCAGUUUAAAACUGUUAGAUAUGCCACCAAGAGAUAUGUUCAAUUCUUUGACAUCACUCACUUCGCUCGAGAUUGACUUUGAAAGGAUAGAAUUAUUAAUAGAGGAGGAUCAAGAAGAAGAACGACCUCAUCAGUUCCUAGAUUUCAAUAAUCUACAUUGUCUAAAAACACUCCUUUUGGAUGAUUUCAAAUACGCCAUAGAGGUUAGUGUACCUCCUUCACUCCAAUAUCUUAGACUUUGGUCAAAUCAUAUUCAUAUCGCACCUCCAUCUACAUCACUUCCAAUGUUGGAGAAAUUAUAUGUUUUGGAAAAUGGAUUGGUUGGUGGUAGAAUUAAUCCAUUAUCAUAUCCAUCUCUCAAGAAACUAGGUAUUUUCGAAUGCGAUAAUACAAUUCCAUCCAAUUUAAUUCCAUCAACUUUGGAAAAACUUAAAAUACAUAAAUUAACUCUGGCAGAUGAUAUUAUACUUGAUCAAGUUGUAUUCCCACCAUCACUCACUAGUCUAUCCAUAUUUGGAGAUAAUGAGCCUGUACCAAACAAUUUACCAGCAUCACUCAUCAAAUUAAAGCAGAAUGUCCAAAAAGCUCCAACCGUCCCACUACCUAAUCAUUUAAAAAAACUGGUUUUAGGUUUAGAGUUUAGAAAAGAUAUCAAUCUUUUAAAAGAAGAUUUUAUCCUUCUAUCCCCAUAUCCACCUAAUCUAGAAACUUUCAACAUCAUUGAAUCGACUGGCUCUUUAAAGAUUGGUAUUCCACCAACCAUCAAAUACCUAUCGCUAACAUUGUCCCCAAACCCUAGAGAAAGUUCAAAUUGUAUUGCAACCCAUUCAAUCAGUUCUAGAAUACCCAAACCAAUCGACGACGAUCAAACACAACAACAACUAUGGCUACCACCAAAUACUACACAUCUAACAUGUCAACUAAACCAUACAUGGCAUCACUCAAAAUGGGCUUUUAGAUUAGAUAAAGUUAUCAAUCACACCAAUGUUAGAUAUUUAUCAAUCACUAUUCAAGAUAAUUAUGAUUUACAAUUUUCAAUUCAAAGAUUAGACCCAGAUAAUAGAAAUGUAUUGGUAUUGGAAACACAAUCACUGACUGGUGGAAUCAUCACUCAGCUGAAAAGAAAGAAUAAUAUUGAUCAACAACAACAACUAUAUUCCUAUUUAUUUACAUUAUGA